CUCCCCGCCCAGCUUAAGUGUCCUCAAUUAGCCUGCUGGGUGACGUCAGUAAGGUGACAUGGGUGUUUCUCUUCAUCAUCAUCCGUGGGCAAUAAGCUGCUGCAGCACAGCAUUAGUGCAUGGGAGAGGGGGUAAUGUGGAGAGCAGUGCUUGUAGAUGCAAUUAAAGCCCCCCACACCUCCACGCCUCUCUCUUUGCAUUUGUGCGCUGGUGCUUCUGCAGCAGCUCCUCUUCCACUGCCCGCCCGCCCGCUGCCGGUGUCGGGUCGCCGGCAGAGCGGCCCCGCUCCUCUGCAGGGCUGCAGGGCUGCGCAGCUCCUGACUGACAGAGAGAUGAGGGGUGGGGACGCAGGGUGGGGUCACAAGCAGGGAGAGGCGGAGGAGGAAAAGGCAGAGAGAGAGAGCCCAGCCCUUGAAUACACGGCAACAACACGCCGACAGAGAGAGAGAGGGAGAGACACAGAGAGACUGGCUGUUUUUUUUUUUUGUUUUUUUGGGGGGGUAAAAGCACAGGGAGCCUUCGACGCCGCGGAUAUGAACUGAAAAGAAACACUGGAAGAGGCAGGGAUCGUGUUCCUAUAUCCCGAAAUAUUUGACUGUAAAGGUGGAAAACUAGCCCCCCCAAAAAAGCCCUCCUCUCUCUCCCUGACAGUUCUGAUUCAGAUAGAGCUACACCCAAAGCCCCGACCGACCCCCUCCUGCUCCUGCUGCUCCACCCCUCCGCCGCUGCACCGCUCCGGCAACCGAGAUGCACACGGAGACCCGUAACAAGAAAUGCCAGUCAACUCCAAAGCAGAAGAAGAGCGCGGUCAGUGCCCGGAAGAGGCAGAGGAGCCCGGCCAAGCAGAGCUCCUUGACCCAGCAAGAACCGCCACCUUCUUCAUCACCUCUGCCGCCCACAGUCCAGGAAGAGGAGGAGAAGAAAGAGGAGCCUGCGACCAGGCCACGGCCGACGCAGGGAGAGGAGGAGGAGCUGAAGGAAGUGGCGACACAGUCUGUGAGGGUGAAGGAGGAAGAAAAGAAAGCAGAGGAAGAGGGCGAGAAAGACAUGCCCUCUGUACAGAUCAAACCAGAGCCAGAGGAGAUGGAGUGCACGGCAGAUAUAGGUGAUGACUGCUCACAGCCAACAGACCUGAAGGUGAAGAAGGAGUGCAAGACAGAGCCCUCCUCGCCUCAUCCGAGCCCGACCGAAGACCAGACUGAGCCCGUUGACCUUUCGCUCAACAAACCUCGCUCCGCUUCGACAACGAGCACCACAGUCAACCCAGCUCCCAGCAGCGCUGUGACCCAGCCCAGCCUGCCAGCCACACCUGUCCCCUCUGCAGUACAAUCGAUAGGCUCCAUGGUCCUCUCUCCAGGAUCCAUCUUAGCCACGCAGGGCGCUGGAGGCCAGCAGAUUCUCCACGUUAUCCAUACAAUCCCCUCAGUGACCAUGCCCAGCAAGGUGGGCCAGCUGCAGACCAUCCCUGUGGUGGUGCAGUCGCUGCCUGUUGUCUACACCACCAUGCCUACUGACGGUGUCGCCACAGCAGCCAUUACGGUGCCGCUGAUAGGCAGUGAUGGGCGCUCUGAAGGAUCUGUUCGGAUCAAGCCAGGUUCAACAUCUCCAGUGGAAUAUCAAAGUGAAAGCGAUGCAGAGAGCGGUACAGAGUCUGGAUCGCCCUCCAUCAGCGCCCAGAGCCUUGAUGCGGGGUCGGUUAUGGACUUGGAGCCCGUCGAUCCAGAUUCGCCAGACAUCAAGAGGCGGCGGAUCCACAUGUGCGACUACGAAGGCUGCAAAAAAGUUUACACCAAGAGCUCCCACCUCAAAGCCCACAGGAGGAUACACACAGGAGAGAAGCCCUACCACUGUACCUGGGAAGGCUGCACCUGGCGCUUUGCCCGCUCUGACGAGCUGACCCGACACUUUCGCAAGCACACCGGAAUCAAACCCUUCCGCUGCACCGAAUGCGACCGCUCCUUCUCCCGGUCUGACCACCUCUCCCUGCACCGCCGCCGCCACGUGAUGAUGUGAACUCUGACUUCCUUCUUCCCUCUCCCCUCCCCCGACGCCCCCAGCUCCCUAUCAAACUGACCUCUGACCCUUUGAUUUCUCAAAAGUCCCUCACAGCACAUCUUGUACCAGUGCCCCCACACCUCACACGAUACUUCCUGUUUCCCCUCUGCUCUCCUGCGGGAUUUUAAACCCACCUUGCAAACAGAAAAAAAGGACUUUACCUCCUCCUCCUCUUCCUCCUCAUCUUCAUCUCACAGUCAUAGGACAAUUGUGUCUGUGUGUUUGUUCGGUGGUGGCAGCAGGAUGUUUUUUGCUGCGUGUGUGUCUGUCAUCAUUACCGUCCAGCCCAAAGCAGUCCUCUCUACCAUCCUCCGACUCACAAGAUGUUGCCUCCUCAGAAAGAGAAAGGAUGGACUGAAGGACAUCCAGCAGCAGGGACUUUCAUGCCUCCAUCCAUCCAUUACAUGCAUCAGCCCAUCCAAAAGGCAAAGAGGAAGAGGAGGGCUCACACAGAUGUCACUUCAGCUGCUCUUUCCUUUAUUUACAGUUUUUAUUUUGUUCAUAUCCUGAGUUUGGAAUUUACAUGACUCCAAAAUUAAUUUUCUUGAAGGAUUGUUGGAAGCUAAAGAGACUUCCGAGGACGCCGCUUCCCGCCACAGCUUUUCCAGGAAACGUUUGUUUUUUCAAGUUCUCGAGAACUUUGAGUUUCGUUCCACCCCAGUUGUAUUGGCCUGAGGCAAAUGUGAUCUUACUGAGUGACGUUUUGAUCAAAUAACAGGUAAAUAACUACAUGUUUGAACGAUUACUUCACAUCCUCCUUUCAGCAUUUAUAAGCAGCAUAUGGACAUCUAAUAAUGGCACACAUGUUCAUAGAAGGUGUCUCUUCCUGUGGCCAUUUAUAAAUGGAUGUUUGCCACAGCAACUCAUGACGAUAUAAAAUACAUCUUCACAGGACAUUUCAGCAUUAAUAAAAAAUGCUCCAGAUAUCAUUGUAGCGCAUUAAAUAUUAAGUAGCUACGACCUGGAUGACGGUAAACUGCUUACAAAUGCUGAAUAUUUGGACUGUCUUCGGAUUUCACAGUGUUGCGUAGAGUAGUGCAGUUCCUGGAGUUCUUUAGUUCCUGGUUCUCUUUGUAAAAGUAAAAGAACCAAAACUCAGUUAUCAUAAAUUUAGAUGAGGUAUUUACUUAACUGUGCAUAUCGGUGUGUGUGUGUGUGUGUGUGUGUGUGCACACUUAUUUUAUUCACAGCAGCUGAAGUGACGUCAAAUGCAUCAGCAUGUCUGAGGCUGAAACACUGCGCCCCACCCUCCCAUCGCCAUUCGCCUCCUUCUGCCCUAAACCCCCGGCCCCCUCCCCCGGUACAGGGAGCUACAAGACUGUGAACUUCAUAAAACUUCAUUUGUUUUCAUUGUAUCGAUCUAUCGAUCACAUGGUUGUGUUAUCGCCCCGCCCCCCUUCCCCGCCGCACACACCUUUCUGAUUCCUCUUGGAUAACAGUAUUUGCUUUGUUUGCGCCGUCGUCGCUGUUGUUUUAUCAGAAAAACACAAAAAAAGGCCUUUAGUCCUGUCUACAUUUUUUUUCUUUUCUUUUUUGGUGUUCUAAACAAAAUGUUGUUCUUUUGUUUUUUUAUUUAAAAAGAAAAAAAACUUUCAGAUCUUUUUUUUGUUGUUGUUUUCUGAGGCUGUGAAAAAGACAGAGGAGACACAAAUAGAUUGAGAAUACAAGUAGAACUCUCAUGCAGGGAAUAGGGGAGCUUUUCUGAGUGUGCGUGUGUGCGUGUCCGUGAGUUAGUGUGCAUGUUUUGAGACAAACACAUAAUCAAGAAUUUAAGAUUUUUAUGAGUGCGUUGUUCCGGGCACUUGUUGUUCUUUUACCUCUUGCCCGUCGAGCCUUAAUAACCGAAGUCAAUCUGCAAGGGCAAAACUAGAACCGCCGACAGACGACGACUGGGCACAGCGUUCAUUUGAGUUCAGUUGUUUAGUUUUUGAAGUUUAAAAACAGGAAAUUAAAGGUGUUAUGUGUAGAAUUUGUUUCCGUAUUUGGUGAGAAAAUUUCCUAGAAAAGCAAGCAUGGUUUUUUGGCUGAAAACGAGCAGAUUUGAAAACUUUUAAAAAAAAGAAAUUGUAGAAAUUUUAACAUUUAUUUUAACAGUGUCACCAAAACGAACCUAAAGCAUUUCAAAGUUUUAACAAAUCAGAUGGUUUUAGAAAGUCCAGCUUUUACCCAUCAGACUCUUUUGAGACUGAUCUUUUUAAUAUAAUUAAAUGUUUUUGUAACCUUGCAUCGUUAUGAGAGCAACGGGACUGAUAACGGAGAGGUGAAGGUCGUUUGUUGGCGGUUCUGGGAGAAACUGGGCGUCGCGUUGGGCUGUCGGGGUCCAGGCGCCUGGGGUUUAAACCACGGGGAAACUUAAGCGCUCUCCUCACUAGCAUUUCUACCAGGGUGGGGGUCAGUUCUCUCCGGUGUGUUUUUAAUUGUGAGAGAAUCUCAGUUAAAAGCCGUGAGUAGAUGCUGACAGAUGAAUCGUGUCUCGAACUGAGUUCUUUUGGAGCAGAAUCGACCCCCGCCUCACCCUGGUUCCUUACCCACAGUGUCCAUGUCUUAAGUGGGCUGGUUUUCAGCUCCCGAUCCGGACUGAACUUGAUUAUGCAACAUAGCGCAGACCUCGCUCCAAGCGCUGUUCUGAUCUCAGUCGUAGAGCACUAGCUGGUAGUUGGAUUCCUGAUAAGCAGCUCACGUAGGGUUGUUGCAGGAACCUAAGAGGAAGGUCAGGUUUUUGUAGAGGCCUGCGCUGUUGAUCACAACUCUGUGUUGGUAUAUAAAACUUAAGGUGUGGAAACACAUCCAUAAUUUCAAACAGACUUGGUAAUGAGCGAGUGGGGAGCUGGGGUUGUGAUGGACAGAGCAGGCUUUUCUCGUCCUGGCUCGUCUCUUUUCAAGCAACAACAAUCCCCCCCAAAAACACACAUUUUGCUUCGAAUUCGUUCUCGCCAUUUAGAAUCGUCUGUCAUCAUUUCAGAAGCUAGUAAGUGAGAGCAAAACGUUUUACAUCUUGACUUUUCACAUUGCGAUAAAUGAGAUGGACAUGCAGGCUUGCUGUGAGCUGAGCGCAUGCCGUGAAGAGGGCAGAUUCGUUGCGUGGUCUGCGCGCUGAGAAACAGAAGAGAAUCCGUCUUAGCCGAGUCACUGAAUAUGGUUUAAAAAUGAGGGAAUCUGUUCCUGUCUUUCCAUUUCCCAUCAGGAGAAGCGUUACUUAGAAUCCCAGCGAUAUUCAGUCACUCGUUUGGAAGGAUUUUAUUGGUUUAUUUGUCAUGUUUUUGCAGCGCAGAGCAAUGCAAUGUUCCCAUUUCUCUUAACAUCCCCUGCUUCAACUAAAAAAACAAAAAAAAGAAGUUACUAAGCACAUCUUUCUAGAAGAGUAUAUGCAUUUGAUUGCAAUUUUCUUUCUUUUGUAAACUGUUGAUAAAGACAUUAAGGACAAUGACAAAUAAUUAAGAGAAAUCCAUGUACAUAAAUGUAUAUAAUCAAAGUGCAGAGUAAAUGUAACGGGUGAAUUUCUAUUUUUAACACUGACUAGAUAAUGUGAAAAAUCUUUUUUUUCUCUCUCUCUUCUUCCUCUGUUGGUUUGAUGAAAUGUGUUUUUCAUCAUGUGUAUUUUUUUUUUUUUCAAUCUAAGACAUUUGUUUCGUAGUUUCUUAAAAAAAACUAUUAUAUGGUCCCACUUGUGUUGUGCACAUUUGUGUUGCAUGGAGAGUAGCCUUCUUGUUUUCUUAUAGUGACGUUGGUGAGCAUGUCAAGUGCGUGUGAGACAGUUGAGAUGCCCCAGCAGGGGUGGGGGUGGGAAACGACCCCCUACUCAACUAACUAGGGAUUCAUUAUAACAACCGAGCUUAAUGUCCCAGUACUGGACCUGGUUUUAAAUGUCAAGUUAAAUGUGAGAUUCAGUUGGUUUGGGUCAGACCCUUUUUUUGCCCCCUUCAGCUUCAGGUGUGUUCUGCUCAGAUAAGUUAACAGGAAAUAAGAGGAAGUCCCCAGAUUUACAGUAGCCAGUUUAAAUGUGUCGAUAUGUUUCUCCUGUUUAAAGUCGAUGUUAAAGCAGCAAAAACAUUAUUCAUGUUAGAUCAGUCAACUGCUGCACUAAAUAAAAGGUUCUGUUAAAGAUACCUAAUUGAAGUACAAAAACAAAACACAGAGCUGCUGAUUGUGGCUUCUCCUUAGAUUCACUUUUUAUCGGACCAGAUAUUGUAUACCUUAUCUGUUUCUGGGGCUUUCUGGCACCACGUCGUUACAGUUGAGCUGCGUGGACGUUUCUUUGUGGUGCUAACAGGAAAUGGGGUUCUGGUUUUUCCAGCACAUUCAGUUUUAUCUCUCCAUCGGCCUCGUGACGGUUUCUGAGAUGGCUUUCGAUUUUUGUUGUUGUAUGUGAAUGGAAUCGUUGAUCUUUCCUCGACCACACACACUAACUGCUCGGCACUGACCUCGUUUAUCAUUUAAAUGUCAUCCUUGUGACUAAUUAGUGGACGAGGUCGGGGAUGAACGUUCACGCUCGAUUUCUUUAGUAGAAAUCCAGCGAAAUCUCAAGACCUCCAAAUACAGCUUCUUGUCUCCUUUUAGCGCCACGAAUGAAACCUCUCCUCUCAUAUAUCUCAAAUAUAUCGUAACGGAGGCAGAAAUCCCAAAGAUUAAUGCAUUAAAAAAAAGCCCCCUGAAUGCUAAGCCCCCUUUAUUUCUGGGAAUGUUAACCCCACAGAGCACAUGUACUCUGUGUCAUUUAGUAACUGCUAUUGGCCCUUUUGCUUUACAAGCACACUGAUCAGCUCAGUUGGUAUAUUUGCACCCCGAGACAAACUCACACACGCACUGAAACCUCUGGAGACACACCGACGAUGGUCGGUUAUUAACAUCCGAGCCUGUUGACGACAACCCGGGCACGAUAUUUUCGCUGUUGUUGGAGCUUUGGCAGGGAGACUGAUGCAUGUGUACAUUUAUCUCCUGCUUCUUGUUGGUUCGUGCAAGCUUGUUUUUCCUCAGUAUUCCUCUUUUUUUUCCUUUUUCCCCUUUUUGUUCUUGUAUAAAAGCAGGAGUGUGAAAAAGAGAACCAUAAAGACAGAGUUUUAUCCCUGCUGAAACCGUAACGGGAUCGUGUCUGAGGGUGACGUCACGUCUGUGCGCGAGUGCCUCGACUCACCACGAAUCACAUCUUCUGCAAAUCUGGAACUUUUAGGUAUUUUCUAUUGAAUGCAGUAACUUAUGGGCCAGUACUAUAUUUACUCAGUGCAAUGCAGUUAUCAUUAUAAUAAUACAAUUAUUAAUAAUAUUUUUCUUUUUUGUAUUUGUACAGAACAAAUGUGUAAAGAUCAGUGAGGAAAACGUGAGCUUUUUGAUACUGUGACUCAUGGUGUUUAAAAGUCAGUUUCUCCCUGUACAGUUGUGAUUAUUUUCCCCUCCCUUUCUUCUUCUUUUAUAGAAUAAAAAAUGUUUUUGGUGCAAUUUAA
Messenger RNA from Oreochromis aureus, 7493 nucleotides. It is a transcript of the gene klf8, whose product is annotated as Kruppel-like factor 8. NCBI's taxonomy places the organism in Eukaryota, Metazoa, Chordata, Actinopteri, Cichliformes, Cichlidae. Gene Ontology annotation, molecular function: DNA-binding transcription factor activity, RNA polymerase II-specific; RNA polymerase II cis-regulatory region sequence-specific DNA binding. Gene Ontology annotation, biological process: regulation of transcription by RNA polymerase II. Bases 748 to 2013 code for a protein of 421 amino acids. The record is from RefSeq and is a predicted model, not a curated record. The transcript is spliced from 7 exons.